AUGGAAGCCCUUCCGUUACCGACAAGAGACCAUAACUCCAUCGUGCUCGCCGCCGCCGAAGGGAAUAUCGCAGUGGUAGUAUCGCAUCUCAGCGCCUGCACCAAUGACAAUAGCAUGAAGCAGUCGCUUAAAGACACUGCGCUUCGAAACGCAACAGAGAAUGGUCGCGCCGAGCUUAUCAAGGUACUCCUCAAAGCCGGCGCACGGAUCGCGAUGGCGGAGGAGGAGUAUCGUGCUGACCUCAGAGCCUAUAAUCCAUAUCAGCAUGCCUCGCGGAGGACACCGUGCCCACCCACGGCGGUCCACCUAGCGGCACGGAAUGGACAUGACGAGACUGUGCGAGUCCUCCUGAACCGUCAACAGCGGCUCGCUAUAUGGCCGUGGUUCUACAGGAAGGGAUACUGGAUUACCGCACUGCAUGAGGCGGCGGCCUACGGGCGGUUAUCGACGGUCAAGUUGAUGCUGAACCGGGGUCUAAAGGUGGACUUGAAGUCUAGAUGUGGGCAGUGUAUCGCUGCUGGUUUUACCGGAAAGGGCAGGUGCGGGAUUUGCAAGACGUGGACGGCAAUCUUGGCCGCUGUUGAGCAUGGACAGGGCGAGAUGGUAUAA
Penicillium robsamsonii is the source of this 609-nucleotide messenger RNA. Its product is annotated as ankyrin repeat domain-containing protein. NCBI's taxonomy places the organism in Eukaryota, Fungi, Ascomycota, Eurotiomycetes, Eurotiales, Aspergillaceae. Gene Ontology annotation, molecular function: protein binding. The transcript has a single exon. Bases 1 to 609 code for a protein of 202 amino acids. The record is from RefSeq and is a predicted model, not a curated record.